Carica papaya (papaya) is the source of this 2015-nucleotide messenger RNA. RefSeq lists its product as uncharacterized. The record is from RefSeq and is a predicted model, not a curated record. NCBI's taxonomy places the organism in Eukaryota, Viridiplantae, Streptophyta, Magnoliopsida, Brassicales, Caricaceae.
UUUCACCCUCUUUCUUGCUUCUCGUCGCGUCAAAUUUUUGACCCAGAAAAUCUCGCUGCUUUCUCCUCCUCCUUUGCCCACAAUACCAGAGGGGUAAGGGGAAGCUUUGAUUCUGUCUAUGCCUCCCCAAGUCGCUGCUGCUCACUGGUUUUCUCUCUUGUAGCGCCGCAAACUUCUGUUCACUGUCACUGAACCGCUUCUCCUCUCCCUUUCAGCAUUCUGAAGAGCAAUUUUCUCACGCCUGGGAACACUUUAAUUCACCUUAAGCAGAGGAACCUCUCUGCAACUGUUCACAACCUACAGUCCUUCAGACAUUGCUAAAGCUCAAUUUGGAUCUUCAAUCGGAGGCAGGUUGACAUCACGUCAGGACGAUACUGCAGUGCCUUUUCGAAGAAAAAGCUCUCCGGCUAUAUAAAGGAGAAAACAUUGAGCACUAGGAAGAGCAGAACAUAUACUGGGGCACAAGAAAGUCUUGGCUGCAUUUCAAUGGCAUCCUUAUUUAAUAAAUUUCAAGAGUUUGUGAAAGUUCUUGCAAAAAGUCCAACAUUUGCUAGAGAUCCAAGGCAACUACAGUUUGAAGCAGACAUGAAUCGCCUCUUUCUAUAUACUAGCUACAAUCGUUUGGGGCGAAAUGCUGAAGAAGCAGAUUUGGAGGAGAUAAUUGACAUGGCUAGUAAGGCUUCUGUUGCUGACCAACAGAAGCAAGUCCAAGAAAACAUCCAUUCUCAAAUCAGACGUGUUUGUUCAUCUAUGGAUAAAAUUCUUGAGGUGAAAACAGAUGAGCGACUUGAAUCAGGUUCACAAUCAAAUGUUGCUCCUAGACGAAGUGGCCUUAGUUUUGCUGUUGGUGGGAAUAACCUCCGAAGUGAUCAGCCUGUCUUCCCUGAGACAAGGCCAUUAAGUCGCUCUGAACUCUCGCGGAGAUUAAAGGAUUUCAUUGGUUAUACACUUGAUGUAAAAGCAUCUCAAAUACCUCACAAAGAAGCCGGGCAAGGUUUAUUUUUAGAUGGUGAAGCUGAUGUUGGUGCUGUGGUAGCUUUCUACCCUGGUGUGAUAUAUUCCCCAGCUUGUUACCGUUACAUUCCUGGGUACCCAAGAGUUGAUGCACAGAAUCCUUAUUUGAUCACAAGGUAUGAUGGGACUGUAAUCAACCCUCAGCCAUGGGGUUUGGGGGGUGAAACUCGUGAAGUCUGGGAUGGCUUAACAGUGCCAAAUAUCAGACCCUCGGACAGUGAAGGCACUGGAUCUGAGAAAGGUUCAGACAGGUUCUGGAAGUUACUCAGUAAGCCUCUGGAAAACCCCGAAGGCCUACAUAGUGUUGAAGUAUCGGAGAGAAGAAAUCCACUUGCUUUGGCGCAUUUUGCCAACCACCCUGCAAAAGGUAUGGAGCCUAAUGUCAUGAUUUGCCCAUAUGACUUCCCAUUGACUGAAAAGGAAAUGAGAACUUAUAUUCCAAACAUUUCAUUUGGCAAAGAAGUAAAUAUGAGGAGGUUUGGGAGUUUUUGGUUUAGAUCAUGGAGUUCAAGAAAUAGUGGGUCAGCAGUUCCUACAAUAAAGACUCUGGUUCUUGUGGCUACAAGAGCACUUUGCAACGAGGAAGUGCUUUUAAACUAUAGGUUGAGCAACUCAAAGAGACGGCCUGUAUGGUAUACUCCAGUGGAUGAAGAGGAGGACUGCAGAAGAUGGAGUUAGAUCAAUGAAGGCUUAAUCAAGUCUUUAACCCAUAAUGUUUUGAUUUCUUUCUUGAGAGUCAUCGAUUUCCAGGGAAUUGGUUAGGUUAGAUUCCUGAAUCUUCAGGAAUGAGGUGCUUCAGAUUUUGGCUCUUAUCAAUAAGAGAUUUUGUUUGGAAACUCCUGACUUUACGACACAUCAAAACGAACAAACAAAAGUAAUUUCUCUGAUAUUCGGCAUGAGAAUUUUGUUAAUUAUAGUUCUGGAGCCAGGUGAAAAUAUGAAUCUACUGGGAUUAGUAAGUUCAGUUAAUAAAAACUAGGAAGGCCAAGGCUUGAGAAGCA